Ostrea edulis (European flat oyster) is the source of this 3601-nucleotide messenger RNA. RefSeq lists its product as uncharacterized. Gene Ontology annotation, biological process: phospholipid biosynthetic process. Gene Ontology annotation, molecular function: phosphotransferase activity, for other substituted phosphate groups. NCBI's taxonomy places the organism in Eukaryota, Metazoa, Mollusca, Bivalvia, Ostreida, Ostreidae. Bases 266 to 1813 code for a protein of 515 amino acids. The record is from RefSeq and is a predicted model, not a curated record. The transcript is spliced from 11 exons. Gene Ontology annotation, cellular component: membrane.
UCAAUUAAAUAUCCUGUAUUCUUACAGUAAUAUAUAUAGUUCAGCACGUGGACCUGUGGUAACAUAUAUUUAUGAUACACUAACAUUGUGGGUUUGUUUGCGAGGCAAUUUAGCGAUUAAGAGAGGCAAUAUGUAUGUUUAAGUUCUCUUUAUCACAAAACUUGUCAUUAUCUGAAGUCGAUUUUAUCGGACGGAUCACUUGUUUAUCUGAAUGUAUGUCUGCCAUCUACGAGUCUUAUAAACACUUGUCAGAUUUUAGAGAACCAUGUUUCUGGAGGUUGUUAUCCUCGUUGUCGGGCCAGUCCUCCGCAUCAUUGAAUUCUUUUUAUUUAAAUUGAUGGACCUGUACGACCAGUUGCUCUACACUCCAUUACAGACGUCACUUACUCCAGUUGUCUGCAAGAUUCCCAGAACACUAGUUGUAGGAAACAAGACUUACACGAUAUUCACAGCCAACAUCGUGUCUUAUACCAGGACCAUAUUGGUCAUACCCAUCGCUGUAUGUCUAAAGUACCAGUAUCAUACAACAGCGUUCCUACUGGUCGCUCUCCAUGAUUUCUUGGAUCAUGUCGAUGGAAUCGUGGCAAAAGCUCAUCGCCAAAUGUUUGGACAAGUUGAUGAUCCACUGCUAGGGGGUUUCAUGGAUGCAUUUUGUGACAAGAUCGUGAACGUUUUUGCGUUAUGGUCUAUACUGAUGGUGACAGAUUUUGGUACUUUCUCUAAUAUUGAAAUCUUGAUAUACUCUGGAUCCUGUGGCAUCAUCAUUACCUAUGAGUUCAUUCUUGGUGUGGUGCGAGUACAGGACUAUUUUGGAGCAUAUUACGACAGAUUACAUGGUAAAUUAAAUGACAGAGUGUCAACAAGCAGUAUUUCUGCAGUGAUGGAAGGAAAACUAAAGGAAAAGUUGGAAUCCACGGGGAUUGCGUGUCUCUGCCUAGCUCUGGGAAGUAAAUGUGCUGCUAGUUCCACCGCUGGGAUGAUAGGACUUGCUUGCUUACUUCUGUCUGUUCGUUUGGCCCAUGCGAGUCUUCAACAUAAGUUAAAUGCCCGGUCCUUGGCGAAGGAGAUGGAGAAAGAUAUUAUGGAAGGAAAAUUGGAAAUGGAAAAAGUAGGAGACCCUAUCACUGAAUACAAACCCGUCCCUAAGCAGUCGUCAGCGGUUGAUCUUUCUGAUGAGUUGCAAACAGAUUCCAAAACUCUCAACAGCAAGGACUCAAAGACAGAAAAAAACGAAAUUAACAGAACAAGAUUCGAGAUAACCAGUGGGUCAGAAAGUAAUGAAAUAGAAGAAGACACUAAGCAGAUCAAGCGUCUGAGCAGAAGGCGCUCCUUCCACGCCAAAACCCAGGACGACCGCACAGACCGAGUCUACACUGUCGGCUGUUUCGACCUUUUUCACCAGGGACAUAUUCGUCUGCUACAGAGAAUGAGACGACUCGGAAAAGAGGUGAUUGUGGGAGUUCAUGACAGUCGAAGUAUUCUGAAAUUGAAGUCCAAAGUCCCAAUUGACAGCACUGAAACCCGCAUGGCUAACGUAAAAAAUUAUGCAGAUAUAGUUUUCUGUGUGGCAGGCACAGACCCAACUCCAUUCUUGGAUUGCAUUACAAACACUAGCACGGAUCUUACCAACAUGUAUGUCCGUGGUGACGAUAUGCAGAACUUUCCAGCUCGUCAACUCGCUGAACGUAUCAUGACUAUCAAAUUCCUACCCUACUCCAAAGGAGUUUCAUCAACUAAACUGCGUAAAGAACGGUACAACGCCUCCAAUUUUGGUCCUCAUGUCAAUGAUGACGGACAUGCAAUGCUAUAUUGAGGAGUUUUUAUUUUGGUCUGUCCGUCUGUAUGUGGCAAAAACUUUGAUUAUAUCUUUCACACCAUAAGAGGUAGAGCUCUCCUACUUGGUAUGUGUAUUUCUUGUGGCAAGACCUUUUAAUUGACACUAAAAUCUUGACCCAUUGAUCUUUACAUUGACCUUUGACCUGGUUCCACUUUGUUGUAAUCCAUGGGGCACCAGUGUUUCACAAACAUAUCCUCUUAAUCCUAGUAAUUUUAUAACUUCUUCCAAGCUCUUUACAAUUUUAAAUACAUCGUCUAUCGAAUACAAAAAAAACCCAGAUGUUCAUCUGUAAAGUAUCUAUGACUUGAAAUUUGUACAAACUCUUUUAAAAACAAUUUCAGAUGUAACCAACCCAAAUGUAUAUUAUGAAGACUAGUAUUUAGCAUACUGAAUUGAUAUAUGAGAUGGAAGUUCAUUUGAAUUAAUGACGAUAAAAAAGAGUGGAUAUUAUCAAAUCAAAAGAUCAAUACAUGGUAGAUUUUGUAGCAAUACUAGUAUUCCAUUACCACCUGCAUAUGGUGUUUAUAUAUCUCAACUGAAUCGAUACGCAAGAGCUUGUUCUGCGUAUGGUCAGUUUUUAAAUUGAUGCAGGCUACUGACAAACAAGUUGAUGUUACAGGGGUUUCAACAGCCUCGUUUAAAGUCAGCAUUUCGCAAAUCCUAUGGUCAUUAUAACGAUCUAGUUUGCCAAUACAACCUGUCAUUGGGUUUAAUGCUGUCUGACAUGUUUCAUGCCAAAUGUUUCUGUAAGUCGUUCUUCAAAACAUAGGGCUCUCGGCGGAUGUGACCGGUCGACAGGGGAUGCUUACUCCUCCUAGGUACCUGAUAUCACCUCUGGUAUAUCCAGUGAUCCGUGUUUGUCCAACUCUCUAUUUUGUAUUGCUUAUAGGAGUUUUAUGAGAUUGAAAACUGUUCGUUAUCUUUUCAAGCUAUACUGAGUAAAACUAGAAUCUAAAAUUAUGAAUGUCGGAUGUGGGAAAUGCUGAGUCUCGACAAAAAUGAAAAUAUAUAUGCUUCAACUCUCGUAUCUAUAGUAACAAAACAGAAAUUAGAUUUGUGGUUUAAUAUCAUAAUGUCGAUUUUUCUCACAACUCCAGUUAUAUGAAUAUUCAUGACUUUGUGAGUGAAAGGCGAAGAUAACGAACAGUGAUUAAUCUCAUAAAUCCCAUAAGCUAUACAAAAUAUAUAGUUGGGCAAACACGGACCCCUGGACACACCAGAGGUGGGAUCGAGUGUCUAGGGGGAGUAAGUAUCCCCUGUCGACCUGUCACACCCGCCGUGAGCCCUAUAUCUUGAUCAGGUAAACGGAGUUAUCAGUAGUCAAAAUCAGUGUGCCACGAACGGUCUAACAAUCGGUAAUAAAUACGUCAGACAGCAUUUGACUCAAUGAUAGGUUGUAUUGCCAAACUAGAUUGUUUUAACGACCAUAGAACAUGCAAAAUGCUGGCUUUAAACGAAACUGUUGAAACCCCUAAACCAUCAACUUGUUUGUCAGUAGCUUGCCUCGAUUUAUAAACUGACCAUACUUAGAACAAGCUCUUGCGUAUCGAAUCAGUUUAGAGAUAUAAACACCAUAUGCAGAUGAUAAUAGAAUAUUGCUACAUAAAUAUAGGAAGUUGACGAUGAAGAAGCUGAAAUCAUUCCGUUUGUCAUAAAGUUAAGUUGUUAGUUUGCCGUUGAUAUCUACUUUCAAUAAAAUAUCUAAGUUUGAAGCAGAAGUGUAUUGAUAUAUUUUUUUUCCUGUUAAAUAAAUGGUUAAAUCUU